Solanum dulcamara is the source of this 568-nucleotide messenger RNA. RefSeq lists its product as uncharacterized. The transcript has 2 exons. NCBI's taxonomy places the organism in Eukaryota, Viridiplantae, Streptophyta, Magnoliopsida, Solanales, Solanaceae. Gene Ontology annotation, molecular function: calcium ion binding. Bases 43 to 456 code for a protein of 137 amino acids. The record is from RefSeq and is a predicted model, not a curated record.
UUGUGUUUCAAUACCUACAAAUUAACAUCACACAAAAAAAACAUGAGUGUAGAGGUGCUUGACGGUGCGACAAUCCUUAGCUUCGUGGAAGAUGAAGAAGCGUUCAGUGAAUUCAUCGUUGAACGCUUCAACAAUCUCGAUAAAAACCAUGAUGGCAUACUUUCUUAUUCAGAAAUGCUGAAAGAGUUGCAGGGGUUGAGGGUCUUCGAUAAGCAUUUUGGUAUCGAUGUAAAAACUGAUCCGAACGAGGUUUCUCGUGUUUAUAGUUCAAUCUUCGUUCAAUUCGAUCGCGACUCGAACGGAACUGUGGAUUUGGAGGAAUUUAAACAAGAGAUGAAGGAGAUGAUGGUGGCUAUGGCUAAUGGUUUAGGGUUCUUGCCAAUUCAAAUGGUACUUGAAGAGAAUAGUUUCUUGAAGAAAGCUGUUGAUAGGGAAUUUAAAUAUUACUCUAUUUAAUAGUAAUGGUUAAAUAUCUUAUAUUUUAUCGUAUCAAUUUUCCACACAAUGUUUAUGCAAUAUCCUUAAAAAAUUGUAUUGUAAAAUUUUGAAAUAAAUUUGAUUUAUAGUA